Striga asiatica is the source of this 687-nucleotide messenger RNA. NCBI's taxonomy places the organism in Eukaryota, Viridiplantae, Streptophyta, Magnoliopsida, Lamiales, Orobanchaceae. The record is from the annotation of a GenBank genome assembly.
AUGGACUACUCAUGUACCCAAGAAAGUGGGCGAUCUUCCUCCUCCCAAAUAGCAAGACGACGUACGUGGAACCCGCGUGAGGAGUCUUUCCUAAUAGAUAUUUUGAAAGACAUGGUGGAUCCACACAUCAACGAUUGGGCUGAAAUAUUUGGGAAAGACAGAGCUACAGGUGAAAAUUCAGAAUCCUUUCAAGAUGCAGCCAAUGACGUUCCAGAGCAUGUCAUGCAGGACCAAGUAGACUCGGAUAAUGAGGAUGUUCCAUCACAGCAGAACCAAUCUGAUGGAAGCCCAGGCCUUCGCAUGAGUAGCACUUCAGGUACGGAGUCCGGGUCCGGAAAUAGGGCAGAAACAUAUUCGAAUUGUAUGUGUAUCAUUGCGAAGCUCCUUUUUUUGUUCUAUUGUUGUGACAACAAGCAGGGAAUGGACAACAUGGAUGUUGACGGUGACGGUCCUCAUUUCUUCAAGGCUGUUCAGUUUCAUACGCUCUAUACCAUGGUAAGAUAUGCGCAUGGGUUCAACUAUUUGGUGCCUCUAUCUUCUUGUGUAACUUACUGCUUCUGCAUUCCCGCCAGCGACACACCACCAUUACCGUGGUGUGGUGCUGCCACAACAGUGCAGUAUCGAGACCGUAAAUACGAGGCGACAUUGGAUAUGGUCAAUAACUGCCCGACAUUAACGGAUGGAUGA